UUUAUUCCUCUCUCUUAAAAAGAGGGAGAAAAGGCUUCUCGUUGUAAAGAGAUUGGUUGUUGGAAGCCUCUCUUUCUUUUCUUGGUUUUUUCUUUCGUUGUAAAAGAGGAAAGAAUAAAGAGUCAAAAGGGAGGAGAAAAAGCGAAGAACACAACAGGAAUAUUGAUUGGUUUCCAUUUAAUCUAUCAGCAGAAUAGAAAGUCGAUCAUGAAUGGAUACUCCAGCAAAAGAGGUGUUGCUACGAGUAGAGCACCUAGGAAAGGCGUUAGUUCAAGCUCGGCCCAGGAUCAGAAUGUUCAGUUCUGUAACCGAAUAGGAUGCAGUGGAAGAAUCAAGUACGGGAAUCAGAAUACGAAAAUUAGAAGCUCGGACAAUGGCAAAAGCCCCAAGUCCUCGUUUUGUUCUUCAAGCGGGAAUGGAGCGGUUGAAGCUUUGUCUAAGAGUGGUUCUGUGGUGAUCAGGGAAAAGGCGUCGUAUCUUGAUACAAAGAAAAGGUUGCCAUUUGAUCAACCUGAAAGUAGUCAGUCGGGCGAUUCAGAAGCCUCACAGUCGACAUCCUCACUGGGUAGGAGUCUUGCAGCUCAUAACUCUGGAUCAGCAAGCAAGUCUGGACAGAAUCCCGUGGCGAAAAAUGGUAGUGGGAGUGUUCCAUCGAGUGUUAGAACUCGAAAAAGGGUUCAGAAUACCUCGGGUCCGAACAAGCAAAAUACUCAGACAGCUCCUGCUGUUUCUCCCACUACUAAUAGUGGUAAUAACAGAAGUAGGUGCCUGAAAAACCUCAAAAGCAACGCGGUCUCAGAUUCCGUACCACCUAGUUGUUCAUCGUCGGGGUCAAAAUCUCCCUGCAAGAAUGUGAUGAGGAAGAGAAGUCUAGAAGGGGUUAGCAGCGAGCCUGGUAGAGGGAGACAGACAGUUGUAUCUACACAUGCCUCGUCUUCGAGCAGCAGUGCCUCUGGUUCAGAUAGCACCACUUCUGGUUCGGCCAGGACAGGAGGGUCGGGUAACGUAAACAAGAGUAGGUCAAUGAGGCUCUCUUCUCGACAAAACGGGAGAAAUACCUCGAGCCUUAGAGAAUCCUCCCUCCGCCUCUCCCAUCCCGAACCACCUAGAAGCACUGGCUGGCCAAGAUUACCGCAGCAAUACUCUCCCAACGCCCCUUCGAGUGGGUUGAGCUCGUAUAGCCUCUCCCCUUCUAGUAAUAGUGAUGACAAUCGGUCCACUUUGAUGCCUUACACUGUAAUGGAGCCUGGCUACAGCCAUUUUGCCAACCGCGACAUGUUGCAACGAUACAAUAUGGACGGUAUUGCUGAGGUAUUACUCGCACUCGAAAGGUUCGAGCAGGACGAAGAAAUGACACAUGAGCAAAUACUCGCAUUGGAGACGAGUUUAUUCCUCAGUGGCCUCAAUCUAUACGACCAGCACCGGGACAUGAGACUGGAUAUUGAUGACAUGUCGUAUGAGGAGUUGUUGGCUCUAGGGGAUAGCAUGGGAACGGUUAGCACGGCCCUCUCAGAAAACGAACUAUUCAAGUGCAUCAAGCGACGCGUACAUCAGGGUGCCCUGACAGAAAAAGUAUCGGGCGAAGACGGAGAUGAUGUCAAAUGCAGCAUCUGCCAGGAGGAGUACGUGAAGGGGGACGCUAUCGGGGAGUUAGUCAAGUGUGAGCACGCGUAUCACGUCGCGUGCAUAAGUCAGUGGCUGAGGCUCAAGAACUGGUGCCCUAUUUGCAAGAGUGCUGCAGCUCCAUCACAACCAUCUUCUUCAUCUUCUUCUCUCUCUUAAUGCAAAUGUUUCUUUUGAUCUGUACAUUAAUGGAUUGUUUCUGGUCUUUGAAUUUUUUUUAUUUUGUAAAUAUCAUUAUAUUCAAUAUCCUAAGGCAUUUUGGUGAAAA
Salvia hispanica is the source of this 1891-nucleotide messenger RNA. RefSeq lists its product as uncharacterized. Gene Ontology annotation, molecular function: ubiquitin protein ligase activity. The record is from RefSeq and is a predicted model, not a curated record. Lineage: Eukaryota; Viridiplantae; Streptophyta; Magnoliopsida; Lamiales; Lamiaceae.